AGAGAGAUCAGAUAAAAGGAGAAGGCAAAACAGGAAAAGGAAACAAAAGAUCUCUUUUCUCUUGCUUUUCCUGUAACGCCUCGGCCAUUUUUCUUGAGGGAGGGAGGGGAAAUACCAGGCAGGACAGCACAGGAAAAGUACAAAGAAAUAGUAGGGUGGGUUCUUGUCUUCCCGCCAUAAGCACCACCACCCACUGCCAAAGUUGAAGGGGAAAAAAGAACAAAAAAUGCCCCAAAAAACCCAUAAUUCCAUUUGUUCUCCAACCCAUUCCCCAUCAAUUGCUACGUUUUUUCUUUGCCCUUCUUCUUUGGUAGGAAGAGGACCCAUUAUUUUCUCUCACCUUCCUUGAUCACUCAGUCACUCGGCUCUCUCUCUCUCUCUCUCUCUCUCUCUCUCUGGUGCUGUUCCUGCCAGCCACCUAUAAAUAGGCGCAGGAGGUUCGUUAAUCCCACCCAGCUUCACUUUCUCCUCCACAGUUUAAGCUCAAGAAGAAAACCACUGGAUCACUGUUCCUAUAUACAAUUUCAUAAAAAGAGAUAGAAGUGAGGGAGCCGAAGACAGAGAGUGAGAAACAGAGAGAGACAGUGUGUGAGUUGGCUUCAAAGGCAUACAGAGAGAGAGGAUGGGGAGAGGGGCAUAUGAAGGGGGGAAUGGGGUGGCAGCACCAGCAGCAGCGAUGCCGGGGUGGCUGGGGGGCUUGGUGGAGGAGAGCUUCUUCGUGGGGUGCGGGGCCCAUGAGAGCCGGAAGAAGAACGAGAAGAACAUCUUCUGCCUCGACUGCUGCACCAGUAUCUGCCCCCACUGCGCAGCCGCCCACCCCUCCCACCCACUCCUCCAGGUGAGACGUUAUGUGUACAAUGAUGUGGUUCGAUUGGAUGAUCUUGAGAGGCUCAUAGACUGUUCCUAUGUCCAGCCAUACACUAUCAACAGUGCCAAAGUGGUGUUCCUGAAGCCAAGGCCUCAAUCCAGGCCUUUCAAGGGCUCCGGCAACAUUUGCUUGACCUGCGACAGGAUCCUCCAAGAGCCCUUCCACUUCUGCUCUCUCUCGUGCAAGGUGGACCAUGUGCUGCUGCGAGGAGAUGAUCUAUCGAGCAUAUUAUUCAGGUUCAGCGAGUCCGACUUCGCCUUCCCUCACUUCGAGAAUCUGCGGAUGGACGGCUCCGAUCUCCUCGAAGACGAUGAUGACCUGAUCGCCCCGGAAGACGUGACGCAGCACCGUGGCGGCUCCGCCUCCAGCAACGGCGGGGCGCCGAAGAAGAAGAAGAGCGGUGCCGGCUUCUUCCCUCAGAUUGUCCUAUCCUUGAGCAACAGGAGGAAGGGAGCUCCCCACAGAUCUCCCCUCUCCUAAUCUCUCUCUCUCUCUCUCUCUUACUGUGUCUGGUCGCUGCUGCUCAUAACUUUCAUGUCUGUGGAUGUUGUCCUGCUCAAAAUGCCCCUAUCCAUGUGGGGACAUUCUGG
Musa acuminata subsp. malaccensis (wild Malaysian banana) is the source of this 1458-nucleotide messenger RNA. Its product is annotated as protein RGF1 INDUCIBLE TRANSCRIPTION FACTOR 1-like. Gene Ontology annotation, molecular function: zinc ion binding. The record is from RefSeq and is a predicted model, not a curated record. Lineage: Eukaryota; Viridiplantae; Streptophyta; Magnoliopsida; Zingiberales; Musaceae.